CCAUUGGCCCAAGGUGUCCAUGUAAAUAGGUGUAAAUGAAACCAGAUUAUGCCUUUCUCCCAGCCCCCUCCUCCCCGUUCCCCUCCCCCUGCUCCCAAGGCGAUUGUCAGAUGAUAGCAAAGAAGUGGCACAUUAAUGAAGCGCCUCUACAGGGGUCUUUUCUGCUCAUGUCACCACAUAAAACUAUCAGAUGGUUAGAGGAAGGACAUGGAGGCAACUACUUAGCUCACUGCGGCUGCAGAGAAGCGAACGAGCCUCUGCUACAGCCCAGCUGCCGGUGGUGUAAAAGAAGCCCGCAAAGGAGAAGGGAGGGUGUACAGGAGGACUCCCAACCCCGAGCCAGCUCGCUGUCUCCUCAGGACUAAACCGGAGCAGAGCGGCCGGGGAAGGAGAAGGAGACACGCCGAAGGAGCGGGGCGGGAAAGAGCCCGGACUCCGGCUGCGUCCCGGAUGCGGACUGUCAACUUCGAGCAACUUUAAGAUAUCCGCGGGUCCCCCACCGAAGAUGCCUCGCCCGGGCAGAAACACUUACAGCGACCAGAAGCCUCCCUACUCCUACAUCUCGCUGACCGCCAUGGCGAUCCAGAGCUCCCCGGAGAAGAUGCUGCCCCUGAGCGAGAUCUACAAGUUCAUCAUGGACCGCUUCCCCUACUACCGGGAGAACACGCAGCGCUGGCAGAACUCCCUCCGCCACAACCUCUCCUUCAACGACUGCUUCAUCAAGAUCCCGCGCCGCCCCGACCAGCCGGGCAAGGGCAGCUUCUGGGCGCUGCAUCCCAGCUGCGGGGACAUGUUCGAGAACGGCAGCUUCCUGCGCCGCCGCAAGCGCUUCAAGGUGCUGCGCUCGGAGCAGCUGGCGCCCAGCAAGCCGUCGGAUGCGGCGCAGUACCUGCAGCAGCAGGCCAAACUGCGCCUCAGCGCCCUGGCCGCCUCCGGCACCCACCUGCCCCAGAUGCCCACCUACAACCUCGGCGUGUCCCAGACCUCCAGCUUCAAGCACCCCUUCGCCAUCGAGAACAUCAUCGCCAGAGAAUACAAGAUGCCCGGGGGGCUCGCCUUUUCCACCAUGCAGCCCAUGCCGGCAGCCUACCCCCUUCCCAACCAGUUGACUACGGUGGGCAGCUCCAUCGGUACGGGCUGGCCCCACAUGUACAGCUCCGGCAUGAUCGACACCGCCACCCCCAUCUCCAUGGCCAGCGGCGAGUACGGCGCCUACGGCGUCCCCCUCAAGCCGCUCUGCCACGGUGGGCAGACGCUGCCGGCCAUCCCCGUCCCCAUCAAGCCUGCCCCGGCCGCGGUGCCGGCCCUGCCUGCCCUGCCCGCGCCCAUCCCCACCAUCCUCUCGAACUCGCCGCCCUCCCUCAGCCCCACGUCCUCGCAGACGGCCACCAGCCAGAGCAGCCCGGCCACCCCCAGCGAGACUCUCACCAGCCCGACGCCCGCGCUGCACUCCGUGGCCGUGCACUGACCCGGGCCGAUCUCACGGACUCCGCCGCCCCUUCUCCCGGAGUUUCCUCGGAUCUCUCCUCCCUCCCCUUCUCCCGCUUCUCUUCCCCUCGAGCUCAGGCAGCUCUCGCGGGCAGCUGAGGUGUUGCCGCUCGCCCGAGCUGCCCUCUCCACCUCGCCCCCGGCCGUGCCCUCUUUAGAGGCUCGGCUCCUUUCCCGGCCCUGAACUUUGGUUUCUGCUCUACUGGGGCAAAACGCACCGGCCCGGCCCCACUCCCCGCCGGUAGGAACUGCCACGGGCACCACUGGUUUUCCCAAAGUACUUCAGGCAUCUCCUGUUUGCCUGGACCGGGCGAACCCGGCCCGGCGCUGCCUCCUGGCCUUCCUUUGUCUGGCAAGAGCGGGGCUUACGGAGGACCGAGCUUUAGACGCACCAACAGCAUGGAACGGCUGCAGUCUCACUGCAGGAGAGCGGCGACGUUUCCAGUCUCCGAGCAGCAAACGCUUGGGUCGUGGAAAAGCCGGGAAGUGCCCGGGGCCUUUGUGCGUUGGGGGGCCGGCUGGGCGGGAGCGCCGAGGGGGGGCUGAGGGGCCGCAGGGAACGGGCCCAGAUGGGGAUCCCGGCGGUAGGUCCCCCCGGCUGCGGCGGGGCGCCCGUUCACCCGCUCCGUGCCCGUUUUGUUUACAAAGCACCUCUUCGAAUGUAAAUACUGAACUUGCAGCUGUCCUGCAAACCGACGAGGCCCCUUCGCAGUACCUGUUGUAAUGCGGAGGUUUACGGUAGUCGUCAGAUGGAAGAGAAAGAGAAGUUGCUUUGUCUGUGCACUUCCGGUUAACGGGAAGGUUUGG
Molecule: messenger RNA, 2295 nt
Organism: Pezoporus flaviventris
Lineage: Eukaryota; Metazoa; Chordata; Aves; Psittaciformes; Psittacidae
Gene: FOXB1
Product: forkhead box B1
Exons: 2
Coding region: 506-1468 (320 amino acids)
Biological process (GO): cell differentiation; anatomical structure morphogenesis; regulation of transcription by RNA polymerase II
Molecular function (GO): DNA-binding transcription factor activity, RNA polymerase II-specific; RNA polymerase II cis-regulatory region sequence-specific DNA binding
Source: RefSeq, a predicted model, not a curated record